This is a messenger RNA of Xiphophorus maculatus (southern platyfish), 1433 nucleotides long. RefSeq names its product peptidylprolyl isomerase like 1 (gene ppil1). The record is from RefSeq and is a predicted model, not a curated record. The transcript has 4 exons. Bases 163 to 663 code for a protein of 166 amino acids. Gene Ontology annotation, biological process: protein peptidyl-prolyl isomerization; protein folding. Gene Ontology annotation, cellular component: catalytic step 2 spliceosome. Gene Ontology annotation, molecular function: peptidyl-prolyl cis-trans isomerase activity. NCBI's taxonomy places the organism in Eukaryota, Metazoa, Chordata, Actinopteri, Cyprinodontiformes, Poeciliidae.
CUUUUAACAUCAAGAGGACUCGACAGGAACUGAAAGAAGAAGACUAAAAGCCGCUCCAAGAUCGGUUUGAAUGAACAACCAGCUCCGAUAGUUUGUUCAUUUGUUUUGUCCAACUGGUUUGUUUGGGUUUCUUGGACUUGUAUCCUACUGUGUGCCGUUAUAAUGUCCGGGAUACCUCCAGACACAUGGCAGCCGCCCACCGUGGCUUUGGAGACCACGAUGGGGACGGUUCUGGUGGAGCUUUACUGGAACCAUGCCCCAAAAACCUGCAAGAACUUCGCAGAGCUGGGCAGGAGAGGCUACUACAACAACACCAAGUUUCACCGGAUUAUCAAAGACUUCAUGGUGCAGGCGGGGGAUCCUACAGGAACAGGUCGAGGCGGUGCCUCCAUUUAUGGUAAACAGUUUGAGGAUGAACUUCACCCGGACCUGAAAUUUACAGGCGCUGGAAUUCUGGCCAUGGCCAACGCAGGACCAGACACCAAUGGAAGUCAGUUCUUCCUCACCCUUGGACCCACGCAGUGGCUGGACGGGAAGCAUAGUAUUUUUGGAAGAGUGUGCCAAGGCAUGGGAGUGCUAAACCGGAUUGGGCUGGUGGAAACAAACAGUCAAGAUCGUUCGGUCGAUGAUAUUAAAAUUGUCAGAGUCACUUUACCUAAUUAGACAAAACGUCUCUUUUUAAUUUGUAUUUUUUUAUUGCUUUGGAAAAUAAAUAUUAAAACUUCACAAAAGUUUUUAUUUUUGUCCUUGCAGUGUUAAUGCUUAGAGAUUGCCAAUUACCAAUAGCAAGAAAAAUUAAAACAUAAUAUUCCCUCUAUGUCAACGCAACAGAAUCAUUUGACAUGUUUUCACCAGCUUUUAAAGAAACCAAAUGAAUUGUAUAUCCUCAUCCCCAUUGACAUUUAUCUACAUCAGCUGUCCUCUGGGAAACUCAUGGAUGUCUUUCUUUUUAUGAAAGUCAGGAAGCACCCUUUAUCAAUUUACAUAAAUUAGUAAAUUAAGCACUUUGCUGUUUGGCUCAGCUAUUCACCAUCUCCAUUAAAAAAUAUAAAUAAAUCCCUCCUAUGGAAUAUUAUUUUUCUUAAAAAGAAAUGAACACAUUUCUUUCUUUGAAAUUCUCAACCACCAAAGUGCUGUCAAAGGACUUGCGGGAGGAGGCAAAAGAUGGAUUCACCAGGCCAGAAUAAAAUCAGAGACUUGAUGAGACGAUGAUAGUUGGAGCUUUCUAAAACACAUAUUGUCCCACAGUGGACGAUAUGUGAACAGCUUUAUCUGUUCGACAUUAAGUGGGGGAAAAGUAUCCCUUAAUUGAUUUAAUUUGUUAGAAAAUUUCCAACUUGAGAUCAUGCUGUCUGCAUAUGUGCUUCAGAUAUGCAUGACGGACUAUCUGUACUGUGUGCCUGUUAUAUUUGCAAGCCUUUAUGUUUUUUAAC